Molecule: messenger RNA, 813 nt
Organism: Salvia splendens (bonfire salvia)
Lineage: Eukaryota; Viridiplantae; Streptophyta; Magnoliopsida; Lamiales; Lamiaceae
Exons: 5
Coding region: 1-549 (182 amino acids)
Source: RefSeq, a predicted model, not a curated record
AUGACCAUAUGCGGGGAUUACGACUCUCUGUUGGAUCAAAGCAGCUCUCUCUCUCUCUCUCCCACUUGGACUCGCCGCCACCAGCCUCACCGCCGCCGCUCGCGGAGCGGCGGCGCUCCUCUCUCCUCUAUCUCUCUUCUCUCUUCACCGUCGCGCCGCCAUCCUCACCGUUUUCUCCGUCCAGCCGCCACCGCUGCGGGUCCGCCGUCGUCGCGGGUUCGCAUCCCCGCCGCCAUCACCGAGAAUCUUUCCUCCAGUCGCCGACGCCGUUUCCGACAUGUAGGUGAUUUCCAGAUUCAAGGAAAGAAAAGGAAGGAUGUGUUUUUGGAGCGUGGGCUGCCAUCGUCGGCGACAGAGUGCCGAGCUCGUUGCCUGGUGGUGGUUAUACUUGGUAAUUCUCUUCUAGUUGGAACUCCUACAACACCCGCCUCUGAAAAGAGGCGAAUGAUUGAAGAGUUUUAUGGUAUGGUAAGGCCUGAAGUAGUUGAGGUCCAUCCUCCGGAUGUUGUCAAGACCAAGGGCCACGCUAGCACUCAGCGAGCCGUCUGAUUUCCAAGAGAGAAAAGGCUGUAAAGGAGGCUACUAGGCCUCUUAGACGGUGUAAGGCGUGCAAUGAGAUGGGUCAUCACGACUCUAGAAAUUGUCCAAUGCUUAAAGAGAUGGCAAUGGAGAAUGAGCUGCAGAAGGGCAAGAGGAAAAGUUGAUGUAUUUUGCACCUCACAAUAUUUUUGGUUUUGUUUUUUGAUUAGUCUUAUGAUUUACAUCGUUGUCUUAGUCUUAUUAGUAUUACCACUGUCAACAUUUUAUACAUAA